Molecule: messenger RNA, 1759 nt
Organism: Acomys russatus (golden spiny mouse)
Lineage: Eukaryota; Metazoa; Chordata; Mammalia; Rodentia; Muridae
Gene: Wdr86
Product: WD repeat domain 86
Exons: 6
Coding region: 103-1245 (380 amino acids)
Molecular function (GO): protein binding
Source: RefSeq, a predicted model, not a curated record
GCCGCGAUGGCCGCUGCCCGGCUGGGCCCCGCCAGGACCACGAACAGACUCUGGAACACCGCUCUCUAGCCAGUAGCAGCGCCUCUUUACCCCGGCCAGGCGAUGGGGAGCAGCGGGUCAGCGCUGAGGGUCUGUGCCGACCACCGAGGGGGCAUCAACUGGCUGAGCCUGAGCCCCGACGGGCAGCGCCUGCUGACCGGCAGCGAGGACGGCACGGCUCGCCUCUGGAGCACUGUGGACGGCCAGUGUUGCGCGCUCCUGCAAGGACAUGAGAGCUACGUGACCUUCUGCCAGCUGGAGGAUGAAGCCGCCUUCACCUGCAGCGCCGACUGCACUAUCCGGAGGUGGGACGUUAGGACCGGGCAGUGUCUGCAGGUGUACCGAGGGCACACAUCCAUCGUGAACAGGAUCCUAGUCGCAAAUGACCAGCUCUUCAGCAGCUCCUAUGACCGAACAGCUCGCGUAUGGACUGUGGACAAAGGGCAAGCGUCCCAGGAGUUCCGGGGACACCGCAACUGUGUACUGACCCUAGCUUACUCCGCUCCAGAGGACCUUCCCAGUGAUCCUUGCUUGGAGGCAGCCCUGGGUGGCGGCCUCCUGGUGACCGGCAGCACGGAUGACACGGCCAAGGUGUGGCAGGUGGCCAGUGGCUGCUGCCACCAGACCCUCCGGGGCCACACAGGAGCCGUGCUGUGCCUUGUGCUGGAUGUUUCCAGCCACACAGCCUUCACAGGCAGCACCGAUGCCACUGUCCGUGCCUGGGACAUCCUGAGUGGGGAGCAGCUGCGGGUUUUCCGGGAGCACCAGGGCUCUGUCAUCUGUUUGGAGCUCACAGAUCGGCUCUUGUACUCAGGCAGUGCGGACAGGACCGUCAAAUGCUGGCUGGCUGACACUGGAGAGAGGGUGCGCACGUUCCCAGCACACAGACACAGCGUGAGCGCCCUCAAGUACCAUGAGGGCACCUUAUUCACAGGCAGUGGGGACGCCUGUGCCCGGGCCUUUGAUGCUCAGACAGGAGUGCUGCAGAGAGUGUUCCGAGGCCACAGCUUCGUCAUCAACUGCCUCCAGGUGCACGGCCAGGUGCUCUACACAGCAUCUCAUGACGGUGCGCUGCGCCUCUGGGACGUACGCGGCCUCCAGUCGGUACCACCUUUGCCACGCAGGCCAGCAGCCAAGCGCAGCCUGUCACGCCUCUUUAGCAACAAGGUGGCCUGUGCAGCCCCGGUGCCCAUGCAGACAGCCUGAGGCCUGCUUUAUGUUCUUGGGCUUUCCCAAGCACGCUGCAAUUGCAGUGGCCCGUGACAGGGCACACACCUGCCCUCAUGCCCUCUUCCCCAUGCUCUGAAGUAGAGGCAAGGACUUCAGCUGAUCUGCCUCCAGCUGUCAUAGCCAAAGCCUGUACUGCCAGGCCCUUCCUGCUGAGAGAAGAUGGGACUUCUUACCAAAAGCCACGGAGCCAGAUUGUCAUAUUGGCAAGUAAUGUGCCAUGAGGACCCUCCUGAAGAACUCAUGUACAUAUCAAAGUGCUGUAAGUGUCGUUCUUUGUGUAGUUUCCUUUUGGAGGCUUCCUGUCACAGAGGUGCCCUCCAGUACCUGGCCUGGGUCAUCUCCCCUUCUGGUUGAGACGAGGGCUUGGGAAUCAAGGUCAUUUAUAUAGCAGUGGCCUGGACAGGAACCAGCUCUUCAACCAGCUGCUUGACAGGACACCCUUCCACUGUAGAGCACCCACUCCUUUUUGGAGGUUAAUCUAGGGUUCUCU